This is a messenger RNA of Anneissia japonica, 17914 nucleotides long. RefSeq names its product usherin-like. Gene Ontology annotation, molecular function: protein binding. NCBI's taxonomy places the organism in Eukaryota, Metazoa, Echinodermata, Crinoidea, Comatulida, Comatulidae. The coding region runs from base 629 to 16336 and encodes 5235 amino acids. The record is from RefSeq and is a predicted model, not a curated record. The transcript has 61 exons.
CUUGCUCGGGAUAAAUUAUCAUUUGUCGCUAUGAUGAUAUUCUACUAUUUCUAAAAUAUGAAUAUACUGCAUUUUCCUGACUGAUAUGUGCAUUCUUUAUAUAUCCGUUUGUAGGCCUAUACGAUUUUACCAGAGAAAUAAACAGUCAUAUAAAAAGGGUACAGAGUGGUAGAAGAGGGACAAUCUCGCCUACUGUUUUGUUUUAUUUUUUUUAAAUUGUAGGACGCCGCUGUAGUCCACAGGAGAUACGACGUGUAGGGUAAAGAAGGGUUUAUGGUUGGAGUAUCGUCGUCGUUAUUGUCGAUAAAAUGCUGGAUUUAUCGUAAAUAUCUUAUUUCCAGGAAGCGUGAGAGAGUGAAGAUUGUUAUCAGGAAAUUUACCAAAGAUUAAAGCAUUAUUAUUGCGAACUUUGAGCUGUCAUCUGAUAAGGAUAAUCGACUGUGACAUUUUUACCAGCAGGCAAAGUGGUGAUGGGAAUGCCCUUGUCGCGUUCGCCAUGUAGGCUAGGCAGAUAGCGUCUCUAGCAACCAACCGUAUAUACCAAGGCGGAAUUACUAUUUUUAUCGAAAGGAAUUUUCUUCCGGGUUUCUUUUAUUGACAAUAUAACAAUAGUUCUUAACGAUACAGUAUGGCAAAGUCAUUACUUGGAAAUUACUGUGAAUGUUUAUGUAAUCCAAGGCUAAGGCCCAGGUUUUAUCCAAAUCCUGGAUGCAUAUUCAAUAAUUGGCUGAAUUUAUUUAUUUUUAUUACUUUUAUUUUAUGUCAACAAAUUAUAGUCGUAUCUACACAAGGGGCUUUUCCUCAAUUAGUAAACUCUGCCGAAAAAAAAUCAAUUUUAACUAUUCCACAAAUAGGAACAUGUGGAUAUAACCCAAUUAAUGGUGAACUAUCAAGAAGCGCUUAUUGUCGUAGCUCUACACUUUCUCAAUCAACGACUUCUUGCACGCAAGCAUUUUGUAUCCAGGCCUGUCCAUCAAGGACAAAUUUUCCAGGAAGCAUAAAUUUACUCACCUCGGUGAGUGGGAAUUGCAUUACACUGGACACAAGUUCCGUCAGGCCAGGCUCAGACUCUAGUUCAUAUGCUUAUGUAUUCCGCGUUGAUCCAAGUGGAAAUUGUUAUCUUAGUCCUAAUAACAUUCCUGCAGUUGGAAGUAACGGAGCAGUCACGAUAGCUGGUUGGUUCAGACCAGAAUCUACCACUGAUGGUGUCUUGAUAGAGCGAAGGAACCCAAGUAAUCAGAUUGUUUAUGCUCUGAUGGUGUCUAGUUCAACGAUAACGUUCGAUUACUUAACGUCUACUGGUGCCAAGUUCCUCGUAGUUCAACAUGGCUUUGCUGUCAAUCAGUGGCAACACUUUACUCUACAGGUUUUUGGAACAACUGCAAGUUUUUUCAUCAACGGUUUAGAAGCAGAUGGUACGGCUUUUGACACAAAAACAUUGCUUGGACAAAUAUUAGACUCAAGUAAUGGACAGACCCGAAUUGGUCAGCGAAUAUCAGGGUCAAACCAGUAUGUGGGUCGUAUGCAGGAUUUCUACUUUUAUCAAUACACUUUGACCAAUCGGGAGAUAGAAGAGUUAGCAACAGGAGUCUUCCCAGAGGUUCAUGUCCAAUCAGAUUGUAGAUGUCCAGAUAGCCAUCCACGAAUAAACCCAGUUGAAAGUCGUUACUGCAUUCCGAAUGGUGUCUCUGACACGACUUCCGAUCAGAUGUAUCGCUUGGAUGAAAACGCACACCCUUUGACCUUUGCCAAUGAUGGUGACCUUGGCAGCUACUGGGUCUCAUCCUUCACGGAUGAUUUACUCGUUCAAAUUGAUCUAGAAAAUGGACAGUAUCAGGUGUUUUAUGUAGUCCUCCAGUUCUACAGUCCACAACCAACUGCUCUCACCAUCUCAAGAAAGGCAGAAGACUCCCUGUCAUGGUCCCCAUGGCAGUACUUUGCUGACAAUUGUCAGACGCAAUUUGGCUUACAGAACAAUGGUCCACUAGCAACUGCCACAUCUGUCAAUUGUAUUCAGUUCUCAACUGAGGCUGAAAUUCCCUACUCCAAGGGCAACAUCACCUUCCAACUGCUAUCACCGGAGCCAGUAGCUAGGCCAGGCUACAAUGAUUUCUACAACACGCCCGAAUUAUUGGACUUCGUUAAAGCAUCCCAAAUCCAAAUACAAAUGCAGGGACAUUAUCAUACAUCACAUGCUAGACAUAACUAUUUUGGAAUUGAGGAGAUUACAGUCAGUGCAAGAUGUAAUUGUAAUGGUCAUGCUACAACCUGUGAUCUCAGUCAAAAUCCAUAUGUAUGCAAUUGCUUAGCUGCCAGCUAUACUCAAGGAACACAGUGUUCAGAGUGCUUGCCUCUGUACAAUCAGAAACCUUUCCGCCAUGGUAACCAAAUAGAGGCCUACAACUGUCGACCGUGUUCGUGCAACAACCACGCGUCAAGUUGUCAUUACAAUAUAUCACUUGACCUUUACCCCACAGACCACUACAGGGGUGGAGGAGGUGUAUGUGACAAUUGCCAACACAACACACAGGGUAGAUAUUGUGACCAGUGUACCAGCGGACACUACCGUGUUUCAGGGCGCCCUCUAAAUGCUGUUGAUGUAUGCACAGCAUGUGACUGCUUUGUAAAUGGUACGAUUGGUGGAUCUAAUCAGUGUGACAUUGUUGGUGGUCAGUGCGACUGUAAGGUGUUCACAACAGGACGUCGGUGUGAUCAGUGUGUUACAGGAUUCUUCAACUUACAAGGGAGCAAUGUGAAUGGCUGCGAACCAUGCACAUGUAACGCUGCAGGUACCAUUAGUGGGUCAACAACAUGUGAAUCAACUGGCGAAUGUACCUGUAAAGCGAACGUUAUCGGUGACAAAUGUGACAGAUGUAACUAUGGUUACUAUGGUUUAAGUGCUUCUAACCCCAAUGGAUGCAACCUCUGCACUUGCAACACUGAUGGGUCCAAUAGUGUGUACUGUGAUCCUACCAAUGGUCAGUGUCAAUGCAGUGACACUGUCCAAGGUCAGAAUUGUGAUGAAUGUCGCGAUGGUUUCUAUGGUCUUAGUAAUUCUGGAUGUUCGCCAUGUGAUUGUGAUGCUGCAGGGACCGAACCAAAUACUAACUGUGAUAAGAUAAUUGGACAGUGUAUCUGUAAAGUUAAUACUCAGGGUCUUCGGUGUGACCAGUGUAGAACAACUUACUAUAACCUUCAACCUAGUAACUCUGUUGGAUGCACCUCAUGUAGCUGCAACCCUUCAGGAACUAUUGGAGGUAGCCUAGUAUGUAAUGCUCAAUCAGGACAGUGCCUUUGUAAGACUUACACAACUGGUCAGACCUGUAACCAAUGCACAACCAACUACUGGGGCCUAGAUGCCAGUAAUGUUGAUGGUUGCCAGCCUUGUGCCUGUGAUGAGACCGGGGUUGAUGCCCCAGCUGUCUGCGAUCAGAAUAGUGGACAGUGCUCAUGUAUUGUUAACAGGUACGGACGUCGGUGUGAUCAGUGCUCCGGUGGGACAUACCUCGCACCUAAUGGAGGAAGAGGCUGUGUGCAGUGCAACUGCCAUCCCAUGAGCUCAUUGUCUGGUAGCGUAUGUGAUGCUGUCAAUGGACAGUGUCAAUGUGUCGAUGGUGGCUCUGGUGUGACUGGUAGAAGAUGUGAUUCCUGUUUACCAGGCUUCUUCAACUUUAGUGAUGCUAGUGGGAGAUGUUCUUUGUGUUCCUGUAACCCUGCUGGUAGCGUGACAACUUCUACCUGCGAUACAAACACCGGCCAGUGCCAGUGCAAAGACCUUGUUACAGGGCGUCAGUGUGACACCUGUGUGUCAGGAUCUAGUAACCUUGAUGUCAGUAACCCUCAAGGAUGCAGUAAAGCCCCAUCACAGCAGCCUUCUCCUACCUGGCAAGCUAUCAGCCCUUACUCCCUCCUCUUGUCAUGGCGUCCACCUGAUGAACCCAAUGGCAAUAUCUUAGCAUACAACCUCUUCAGGAAUGGAGGACUAAUCUACAGCGGUAUCGAUAAUAAUAAUUGGCAAAGUACCCAAGAAUAUAUAGAUGACAGUUUAACACCUUACACACAAUACACUUACUAUGUACAAGCAGUGAAUGAAGCAGGUACUGCUCAAAGCCCGUCAGUGGUUGCUAGGACACCAGAUGUUAUCCCAUCUGGCUUUGACGUAUUGACAGUAUCCAACAUCGGACCAAGAACAGCUUUCUUCUCAUGGUAUAAACCAACAGUGAUAAGUGCUCCUCUGGACCAGUAUGUCUUGACAUCCGUCUCUCCGAGUCGUCCAACGCCGCCGACAACCCACUACUCUGGCUCAGCUACAAGCUUCCAGGCCAAUGAUCUUGUACCUUUCACUAACUACACAUUCAGGCUAACAGUUUGCUCUUCUGAUGGAUGUGGCCAGGGAGUUGGCAUCACUGUCUACACCCCACAGGCACCGCCAGAGGGCUUAGCACCACCAACACUGACUGCGCUGUCUGCCACUGAGGUGUAUGUUGAGUGGAAUCACCCAACAGAAGCAAAUGGUAUUAUCACACACUAUGAGCUAUUCAUUAGGGGUGCACCCGAUGCAAAUGGGGUAAUAGAUCCCCCAGAGUCAAGAAUCUUCUACCCUGCAGGCUGGUACAACCCCAGGCCUACCGUGACACCAGGAGAAGAUCCCGUUAGUGAACCUACUACCAACUUCACCCAGGAAAAUCUGGAACCAUUCACAGAAUAUGAGUUCAGAGUCACUGCCAUGAAUCAAGCAGGAACUGGGCAGAGCGAGUGGGCAUUUGUUAGAACUUUAGAAGCUGAUCCACUAUCGAUGCCAUCUCCUGUUGCUGUUGGUAUUAGCAGUACACAACUAAAUGUGUCAUGGACAGAGCCCUCAACGGACCAGGCCAGGGGUGUGAUAAUUCAGUACAAGCUUUAUCAGUUCCUCAUCUCCUUUGAUCCGUUUGCUCCUCCGGAAUCAACCCAAUUGAUUUAUGCUGGUCCAGGAUAUGUCACAUUUUACAUUGUAAGUAAUUUGGAGCCGUAUUCAAGCCACGAGUUUGCUGUGGAGGCCUGUAACAGCAAGGGAUGUGUAAGAAGUGACAGAGGGAAGGGAAACACUUUACCUGACGCCCCAGAAAACCAAGAAGCACCCUUAGCUGAUGGCUAUAACAUCACCACCAUCCAGGCAAGCUGGUUGCCUCCAGUAGUACAGAAUGGACCAGCACCUAGCUACUACCUGCAAAGGAUGCCAGCCUCCCUAAAUAGCCCACCUCCUGUUGUUGAAAUGGGAUCAAGAUUCCCAGGAGGGGGAUACUAUAGGUUUUCGGGCAGUUUGAUUCCAACAUCCUCCUACACAGGUAUUGAACUCGAAUUUCGCAUCCGCCGUCCACCUCCUUCCUCUCGGGCAGUCAGUGCUCUCCUUCUAUUUGCUGUCUCCUCUGGAGAACAGGAGGAGUACAUUGUAAUUCAGCUUAGAGAUGGCAGACCUUGGUUUUUGUUUGACCCUCAAGGGGGCGCUGUUGGUGUCACCACAACAAAUGAUGGAGGAAAGACAUAUGAUGAUGAUAACUGGCAUCAUUUGAAAGUUACUCGAGAUGGAACUCGUGGUUAUAUUACAGUGGAUCAAGUUUACACAGGAUCUGCUUUGUCUUCAACUGCCUCAUCAAUAAUUGGAAUCACCGAUAGCGUGUACAUUGGAGGACUACCAGCUGACUUUUUUAUGAUCCGCACGGACACCGGUAACACAGAGGUUAUCCGUACAAGCUUUGUGGGUUGUAUGAAAAACGUGCAAAUUGAGAGACAGCACAUACCUACAGAGGUGUGGCAGGUAGUGGACUGGUCUGAUGCAGUUGAUAGCUACCAGGUGGUUCCUACGUGGCAGGGAUGCCCCAUUGAUCUGGAUACAGGAGUACACUUCCUCGGUGGAGGUUAUGCAGCCAUACCAGCAGCACUGUUGUCUAGUGGUACUAACUUCAUAAUUCAGUUUGAGUUUCGUACACUGAUGGAUUCAGCAAUGCUAAUCUUCUCACACGGUACCAAUGGUGCUUAUCUCAUCCUGCAACUUGUAUCUCAGGACAUGCAGCUUCAAGUUUUUGGAGGUGCAGGUGUGUCUACCCUGCUGUCGGCCACUUCAACCACACUCUGUAGCGGACAGUGGAACACAGUGACCAUUAGCAGAGCUGGUAACAGCUUGUCGUUGACAAUCGGAGGUGGAACAGCAAGCACCAGAGACAUAGGCUCUGGAGAAUUGAGUCUAACAUCUGAUAUAUUUAUAGGAGGACUCCCUCUAGGGUCUGAUUCAUUCCAGGUAGCUACAGGAGCUGGUCUCAAUAUCCAACCUGGUCUCGGAGGAUGUUUUCAAAACAUGGCCAUCAACAGUGUUAUCGUUGAUCUUGAAACACAAGCAACAGACAUCUUGAAUGUAAACUUAGAUGGUUGCCCUUCCAUCACCUCAACAUCCACCACCUGCACUAUGCCUGCUAUCAUCAAUGUAUACUCAGGACAAACUCGUGUAGCAUAUGAUACAGGCUUGGAUUCCUACACUGAAUAUAUGUAUCGUGUUGUGUCAACCAAUGAAGCAGGUUCAACAACCAGUGAAUGGACAAGAGCUAGGACAAGAGAAGGAGCUCCUGUGGGUGUGUUACCACCACUUGAUCCAGAAUCUGUAACUGGCUACAUCAUCCGUGUACGCUGGAUACGUCCAACAGGGAAUAAUGGAGUGCUUAUUCAGUUUAUCCUGACAGCUUAUAACCAAGAUCAACCAGAAUUACUAAAUGUCAUCGCCUAUUUCAAUGAUACGUCACCUGAAGAAUACAUUGGAAACAUAACUGGAGUUGUACCUUACACCAAUUAUCAGGUCACACUUACAGCUUGUACUGAAGGAGGGUGUACAGAAAGUCUACCAGUUAGUAUAGCUACCAAAGAAGAAGCACCAGAGGGAGUAAGUCCACCUAGGGCACUCACUUCCACAGGCAAUUCAAUAACAGUUGGGUGGGAUGAACCGGAAAAGCCAAAUGGAUUAGUGCGUCGGUAUCAGCUGUUCAUGAACAACAUCGGCCUCUAUCAGGGAACAGUCAGAUCAUUCACUGUUCAUGGCCUUAGUAUAUACACCGCAUAUGACUUUUAUGUAACAGCUUGUACUAAUGUUGGAUGCGGUCAGAGCCCAGAAGUUACCCUCACAACAGCACAACUUCCACCAUCUGAUGUCACUCCCCCAACACUGUAUGUCCGAGGUGCAAGACUUAUUGAAGCUCAAUGGAUUCCGCCGUCGCAGCCUAAUGGGGUCUUAGAACGUUAUGUUCUAUUCUUAUCUACUCAGUCUUUUUUCCUGGGAGAAGAAAUUUACAACAGUACCGCCCUCUUUCUGGACUUUAUUAUCACAGAUCUUACCCCAGGAACUACAUAUUAUGUCACAUUGGUGGCUUGUAAUGAUGGUGGAUGUACUAACAGUGCUCCGAGUGUGGCUGUUACACAUGAGAGUACACCAGAGGGCGUGCCAGCACCAACUGUAACAGCUCUUAGUCCCUAUGGACUCCAGGUUGAGUGGACAGAGCCAGACCAACCAAAUGGUUUUAUUACCAGUUACGCUUUGUAUCAGAACAACAUCGUAAUCCAAAAUGGAACAGCAAUGUUUCGAGUCAUAUCCAACCUAUUGCCGUACAGUCUGCACAUCUUGCGUGUGGAAGCGUGCACGGUAAAAGGGUGUUCAAUUGGACCAGAGACAAGAGCACGUACUCAAGAAUCAGCCCCUGUUGGUAGUAUCUCGCUGGCGGUGGGUGUAGUGACAUCAAGGAGUGUGUCAGCACAGUGGACUGCACCUGCACAACCUAAUGGCGUUAUGAUAUACCAGGUGUUAUUCACCGGCCUUUUCUAUUUAUCUCCUGAAACUGGAAAUUAUAACACAUUUACUACAACCAGACCACUGUAUAAUGGAACGGAUUCGGAAACACCUGUGCUAAUUGAUGGAUUGAUUCCGUACACGACAUACAAUAUCCAGGUACAAGGAAUGAACACCAAAGGAAGUCUGACCAGUAACACAGAACCAGCUACCAUGCCUGCAGGAAGUCCAGAUGGGGUCUUUCCACCAGUGGUGUCAGCUAUUGAUGCAACAUCUAUCCAAGCUGUGUGGACAGCACCAGGCAGAAACAAUGCUCCAGGGCAGCCUACGUAUCAGCUGCUAUUCAGGCCUACACAACAACCAGGCCUACAAGAAGAAUUGUUUGCAAGUGCAACAAGUGUCGACAGCUUCACCAAGUACUCAUUAACACCUUACACCGAGUAUGACUUCAAGUUGAUUGCAAGUAAUGGAUUUGGUCAGACUGAGAGUGACUGGACAUCCACAUUUACUAAGGAAGCUACUCCUGGACCCAUUGAUCCACCCAUGGCAACUGUCAUUGAUGGCACAACUCUACAAGUCACAUGGGAGCUAGCUGACCAACCAAACGGCAUUAUCACCCAUACUAGGAUUCACCAGAAUAAUCAGUACAGAGAUAUGGUGGAUGGAACCAUAACUGAAUACCUAGCAACAGAUUUGACAGCCUUUACUGACUAUGUCUUCAAAAUUGAUAUGUGUAAUAGUGCGGGUUGUACUUCUAGUCCUAACUCAAUCACCUACACCACACCUGCAGCAGCACCAAGUGGUCAACUCCCGCCUACACUCCUCUCGGAAACACCAACAUCCAUCGUGAUCAUGUGGGAAGAACCUUCCAAUCCCAAUGGCGUUUUAACCAGUUACAUUCUUGAGCGACGUCAUCAAGGCUUCGCUGCCAUAACUACAGUGGUAUCAGUUGACCGAGAUGGACCGUUUACUUACGUGGACCAAUCAGCCGCUAUCAGUCCAUUUACAACCUAUGAGUACAGAGUAAUGGUAUCAAAUGUGGCCGGUAGUACUACAAGUCAGUGGUCGGUUGUCACCACAAGAGCUGCCCCACCUGGAGGUGUAGCAGCUCCAUUACUCACCGUGACAGGACCAGAAACCAUCCUUGUGUCCUGGUCACCUCCAGUCCAAAGCAACGGUGACAUCAUCAGCUAUACAAUCAAGAUGCCUAACCCACGUGUACCUGUUCUAUACGUGAACGUCACAUCUUACGAAGUUGCUAAUCUUGUGCCAUACACUGAAUACUCGGUAACCAUCGAGGCCUGUACUGUUGGUGGGUGCAGUGAAAGCAAUCCCACAAGAGCUCGGACAGACCCAACAUUCCCCCAGGGGCAAGACCCUCCAACAACCACACCCAUAACACAGAAUUACAUCUCCAUCAUCUGGGAUCCUCCUAGCAGGCCUAAUGGCCCCAACAUCAGAUAUGAACUUGCAAGAAUGAAGAUACGAGAACCACUGGCUACUGGUACGGUCACAGGCAUUGGUUUCUGGGAGCUUAUAACCAGCACCACCGACACCGCAUUCCAAAACACGGGUCUUCCGACCUUCUCCACCUACCAGUACAGAGUCACUGUCUACAAUGACUUUGGCUCUAUGAUUAGCGACCCCUCCCCGGAGGUGACCACGUUGGCAGGGGUCCCACAAACUGGAGGGACCAUUGUAGCUCAAGCUAUUGAUCAUAUUAGUGUACUGGUGAACUGGACAACUCCCUCAUUACAACAGCUGCAAGGGGACGUUGUAGAGAACUAUGUGGUGUUUAACACCGCAAGUAGUGUUGAACAGAGUAGAAGCUUUCCUCCUGGCAUUGACGGUGCAGUGAUUGGCGGACUUCAACCAAACUCAUACUAUGAAUUUAGAAUAGUCAUUUACAAUGGGGCUUAUAAUGUUAGCAGUGACCCUGCUACGGCAGAAACGCUGGAUGGAGCUCCUGAAGGAUUCAACGUUCCCACUAUUCAUGUGAUCAGCUCAACAUCGCUAAGAGUAAUCUGGAUCGAACCUACGACUCCUAAUGGAGAUAUUCAAAGCUAUAAUGUAUACUUAGACAAUCAGAAUGUUGCAACACUGCCCUCUACCACCAUGUCACAUGUCUUGUUUGACUUGGAGCCAUACACAGUUUAUUCAAUUCAGGUUGAGGUCUGCACCGUCUAUGACUGUCUGCUGAGCCCAGCUGCACAGACGACCACCACUGAAGCUCUACCCAUGGGCUUAGCACCUCCAAACUUACGUGUACUUGGUGAUGAAACUAUAGACAUUAACUGGGCUGCUCCAAGUCAACCCAAUGGAAUUAUUACUAAAUAUGCCCUCUUUAGACGAGCUUUGAGACCAUGUGAUACUGGUGAAGAAGUAGCUGAGAAGACAUGUCAAUACAUUGAAUGUGGUGUGUCCGAAAGUAUUUGUGGAUCUCAGUGCUACUCUGGCAACAAGGUGUGUUGUAAUGGUGAACUAUAUGACUUCCAAAUUGGUUUCGAGUGCUGUGACAGCAACUACUUAGCAGCCAGGACCAAUCCAACAGACGUCUGCUGUGGCGGUCAGUUCCGAACUGCUCAGUCCAAUUACCAGUGUUGUAAUGGCCAGUAUGUGGCCGUACUGCCUGGUCAGAUCUGCUGCGCUGACCCUGAUGAGGAUAGGAUUGAGAUAGGAUCUGGAGAUGCUUGCUGUGGGGGCAUUCCAUAUGCCGCGAAUGGACCUCAAAUCUGUUGUGGAGGCGCAUUUUUUGAUAGUCAGCGGGGUCUAUGCUGUGAUGCAACAUAUGUGUCUUUUGAGGGGACAUUCUAUGAUGGAUUCAAUGCUCACUGUUGUGGGUCAUCCAUCAUCAGUGUGAACCAGGUGUGCUGUGGAUCUGGCAACAGUGUCCGUACAUACACUCUUGACCCUUCGAAGGUCUGCUGUAACAACGUUUAUGAGAAUCCAGACAAGAUGCUCUGUUGUACUAAUAGCGAAGGUCAACAAAAGGCACAUGUUUAUGCAAAUUCUAAUGAAAAACUAUCAGCCAAUGAUCAGUGCUGUAACUUGGAGACAAUUCCUAACACACAUUCAUGCUGCAACGGGAUUGGCUACAAUCAAGCAACACACAUUUGUGCUGAUCGUAGCACCACAGCAAGAGGAAACUGUGCAUCUGGAACCAUCUGUCCUGUCAGCCAGGCUUUCUCUGCUUACUGUAAUAGAUGUGAUUUUGACACCAACCUGAAGGUAUGUGGUACUGUAGAUGAGCAGUUUUUAGACGCUAUCAUCUUGCCAAUUCCAGGCGCUGUCUGUCCAUCGACCCUUGACACAAUCUAUGAAGGGGGACCAAACACUUACACUUUCUUGGAUCAAGAGUUGUCACCAUACACCACCUACCAAUACUCCAUCGCUGUAUACAAUAGUGCAGGCAGCUUCACUAGUGACUAUGGCAAUGCCACCACUGAGGAAGCUAUUCCAAGUGGUGUUCAGCCACCCUCUGCUACCAUCCUCCUAGGAAUAUUGGAUACUAUUGUACUCAACUGGAAUGAACCUCUUUAUCCUAAUGGCAUUAUCACAUCGUAUAUUAUCAGACGAGAUGGGAUUGAGAUCUAUCGUGGAAUUGGCAAUUCAUUCUCGGAUCGCAAUGGUAUUCAACCAUACCAACACUAUAAUUAUAUUCUUAGUGCGUGUACACGCGUGGGAUGUGCAGACAGUAUAAGUGUGGUCGCUGCUACUUUGCAAGCCAAACCAGAAGGUGUUUCUAACCCCAUUGUUACCCCAGUGAGUGACACCUCCAUGAGGGUGACAUGGGUUGAACCUACCAGUCCCAAUGGUGUCUUGCAAGACUAUAAGAUCUACCUGACUGGAGUUGAGCUACCAAUUUACGUUACAGCUCCAAAUAGAUUUGAAUAUAUGCAUCGAGACUUGACUCCAUUCACUCGUUAUGAGUAUACCUUGGAGGCAUGCACUGAAGCUGGAUGCACAGCCAGUAAUCCUGUUGCUGGCAUGACAUUAGAGGGUGUACCAGCAGGAUUAUCACCUCCAAUACAUGUGGUCAUUAGUUCAUCUAUCCUGGAACUGUACUGGAGUGAGCCAGAAUUCCCAAAUGGUGACAUUUCUACAUACAGGCUCUACAGACAAAAUCAACUGAUCUAUGUGGGUAAUGGAUCUGUGUAUAUGUAUAUUAAUAGCGGGCUGUCUCCAAACACACGCUACGCGUACAUCCUUCAGGCAGCCACCUCUGCAGGCUCUGUGAACAGCUCUGAGUACAUUGUCCAAACACCACAAAGUACACCUGAAGGAAUUCCAGCUCCUACUCUCUCUGUUGUAAGUGCAACUCAGAUCCGAGCUACCUGGACCGCCCCAGUUUACCCCAAUGGUAACAUAGCAGCCUAUGGAGUGGUUGUCAUGAGUGGAUCUCCUCAACAGUUCACACGGUUCUCUGGUCUGACUCAAUCUUUUCUCUUGACCGGCCUUGAACCUUACACUCAGUACAAUGUCCGUGUGCAGGUUUGCAAUAAUGGUGGAUGUGGUCAUGGUCCAAAGGCAUAUGCAAGAACAUCAGAAGCAAGUCCUCAAGAACAGGAUCCACCAGUGCUGAAAGCAACUGGUCCAUCAGUCAUUGAGGUUUCUUGGCAACCACCAGUCAAACCAAAUGGCAUCAUCACUAGUUAUGAAGUAUACAGGCGUUUAUAUGGCAGCAGUCAAGAGGUCCUUUCUUACGUUGGUCCAGCUCUAUUCUUCACCAAUGCUGCACCAGAACUUGUAGCCUUCACACUGUAUGAGUACAAAGUCAGAGCUCGAAAUUCUCUUGGGUAUAUUGACAGUAACUGGGCAGCUGUGAGGACUUUAGAAGCUGCACCAGAAGGUGUUCCAGAGCCUUUAGGAUUGGAAGCUGUCAGUCCAUAUGGUGUCAGAGUGCAGUGGAAUGAACCAACAACACCUAAUGGGGUCAUCACAACUUACAGAAUUGAGUACCGUCAAGUAUCGAUUGAUCCCACUUUGACAAACCCAGUUGAGAGUGCCGCCACAGUGGCAGGUAUAAUACGAGAAGCUACCUUCUAUGGCCUGGUUCCUUAUACUUCUUACCAAGUGCGUAUAGUAGCAAUAAAUAGUGCUGGAGAAGGCAGUGGAUCUUGGGGUGAUGUCACCACUGCAGAGGGAGUCCCAGCUAAUAUUCAACCAUUUGUUGUCCAGACAAGUAGUGAUGGCCUGUCUUUGAUACUUCGCUGGAAUGAACCUGGACAAGUCAAUGGAAAAAUUCUUUCUUAUAAUAUAUAUCAAGAUAUAUACUUAACAGAAGCAAUAUACACAGGACUACAGAGAGAGUUUGUCUUCCGUCGAUUAAUGCCUUAUACUGAAUACACCUUGAUUUUAGAAGCUUGUACAGGUGCAGGCUGUGGAAGAGGACAACCUCAGACAGUAGUGACCGCAGCAGUAUUACCGGAGAAUCAAGGUGCUCCAACAAUUGAAUUUGUCAAUGCUACACAGGUGACAUUAUCUUGGGUGCCACCAAUAUCUGCCAAUGGACCCAUCACAAGGUAUGACAUUCUCAGGCGUUCUUCAUCUACAAGUCAGCGGAGAAAGCGAGAUACUGAUGACAGCACAUUUACUCAGACAAAUAUUGUUUAUGUUGAGUACAACACCGACUAUGAUUACUACACCUUCACAGACUCUCAACUCCGGCCCUAUACAGUAUAUGAGUAUAAGAUCGUAACUUUCAACACAAUUGGGUCAACGGAUAGUGGAUGGGUCUCAGUCCAGACUGAACAAGCAGCACCUACUAGUGUAGAUCCACCUUCUGUCAAUUUUAUCUUGGACAAUCCGACCACUCUAAUUGUGCAAUGGACAGAACCAGAUGAACCAAAUGGUGUUAUACAGGUGUAUGUUCUUGAAAGGAAUGGAACUUCACCUUUCACAUUCCCUGCUGAUUUUCCAAAUACUUUUAAUGACACUGAACUUGAGGCCUAUACUGUUUACUACUACACAAUAAAGGCCUGCACUGCCUGCUGUUGUACCACCAGUGACAAAACUUUUAUCAGGACUUUAGAAGCAGCACCAGUGUUUGUAGACCCACCAGUACCUGUUGCCAUUAGUUCCUCUGCCAUACAGGUCUCUUGGAAUGUUCCAUCACUUCGAUAUGGAGAGAUAAUUCGAUAUGAGCUAAAGGUGGAUGGACAAGAACAAUAUAGAGGGUUAGAUUUGCAGACUGUAAUCAAUUCAUUGAUUCCUUUCAAAGAAUACACAUUCACUGUUGUGGCAUGUACCUCAGGAGGCUGUACUGAAAGUGUGCCAUCAUAUGCCAGACCAUUUGGAGCACCUCCUCAGCAAAUGAAUUCUCCCUCUCUGAAGGUGCUCAGUGCCACAGCUGUUGAGGCCUCAUGGACUGAUCCAUUAUAUCCAAAUGGGGAAAUCAGCAAUUACGAAUUGCGCAGGGAUGGACGCCUAAUUUACAGUGGAUUAUCUCAGUUAUUCUCAGACUUUGGCGAUGGUGGCCGAGGACUUACUCCAGGCCAGGAAUAUUCAUAUGUGGUAGCAGCUUUCAACAAAAAUGGCACUGCUGUCAGUGAUCCAGCAACAAUCACAACUUCAUCAUCAUCUCCAGCUGGACUGAGUCCUCCAAGUUUGACUGCAUUGAGCUCUACAUCAAUCAGUGCAACAUGGGUACCUCCACUUUAUCCAAAUGGAGAUAUACUGAACUAUACUCUCUAUUUAGAUGGUUCACCAACAUUUUCUGGUGUCCAGUUCAGUCAUGUUGUCAGGAACCUCUUCUACUUUACUCUUUAUGAGUUCCGUAUCGAAGCUUGUACAGAAUCUGGAUGUGCUCUUAGUGAGAGAGCUACCACUCGCACUCUUGAACAUCCUCCAUCCAGCCAGCUAGCUCCAAGUUUGACACCUCUAGCAGAUUCACUUGGUAUUGCCAGUGGGAUAUCAGUAGAAUGGGGCCCUCCGCAGCAGCCCAAUGGUAUAAUUCUCUAUUACCAACUGCAGAGGCGCCAAGUUUUCAGAAUAAGUGGAGGACGAGGAGAGACAUUUUUGUUGCAGAAUGGUACGUCGCUGUCAUACAUUGACGAAGAUCCAACCUUGGAACCUAACAUGGAAUAUGAAUACAGAGUGACAUCUUUCAAUACUGCAGGACAAGCAACCAGCUCUUGGGCAACAGUGAGGAUGCUGGAAGCACCUCCAGAGGGGUUAGAGCCACCACAGUUCUCACUUAUUACAUCCACAUCUGUACUGGUUAACAUCCAGGAGCCUGCAAAGCCCAAUGGAAUCAUCACAAGUUAUGCUAUCAUGAGGAACUCAACUGAAUUGUCAAGAACUACUGCAUCAAGCUACUCUGAUGAAGGCCUACAACCUUUCACCUACUAUGCAUACAGUGUGAAGGCCUGUACAUCAAGGGGAUGUACCACAAGUGAGCCUGGUUAUGUUCAGACCUUGCAGUCGGUACCUAUAGGCCUAGCGUCACCUAUCAUUGUACAGGAAGGUGUUGACUUCAUUGAGGUAUCAUGGCAAGGCCCAGAGGAGACCAAUGGAAUCAUAGAGAAAUACGAGUUAUAUUCUCGACCAGCUUGCCCUUUGACCAGUCAGCCAUUCCCUCAACGAUGCACUGAAGUCAGUUUCAGUAAAGCAUACCAAGGAUUGAGUACCAACUUUACUUUAAGAAAUCUGAAACCGUAUACCAGUUAUGAAUUCCAAGCAUCUGCAUACAACUCAGAAGGCAGGGCUGAGUCACCGGCAGCACUAGGAACAACCCUUCCAGAUGUGCCUUUACUCAUAUCAGAGCCAAACAUUUACACCAAUGGCUCAGCCUUAGUAAUUGCCUGGACCAAUAGUUUCGACUUAAAUAGUAAAUUGAUUGAGUAUGUACUGACAGAAAAUGGCGACAAAGUGUACAGCGGAAUAGCAUCAAGUGUUGAGCGCCCUCUGACUGGAAAACGAUAUGAAUUUCUAGUGAAAUGCAGAACUACGUCAGGAGAAGCCUCAUCGCUUCCUACCAUUUAUGAUGGCACAAACCUAAAUGGUAAAUCAACAGGUAAUUCCUCCGAGGACUGGUAUUCAUCAGUCUGGUUCUUAUCUCUUGUCGUACUCUUCAUUGUUAUAUUAUUAUUUGUCGGCAUUGCUGUGUGUUUGAGCCGUAUGGGAACUCGCAAGCCGUAUGAACGCGAGCGUCAGCCAUUACCACCACGGCAGAAACGAGGCAUGCUUAUACCAUCCUUAAACAACUGCAACUAUGCACACUCAGAAAGCAUCAUGGAUCCUAUUCCUCAAAAUAUUAGCAGAUCCGUGAGUCAACGUAGUUUAACAAACGCCAGUCUCAAGGGCUAUAAUAACCCAGCAUUUGGUGGUAUGACACCACAGCUACCACGCAGUCGUAGAGGGAGCCAGAUCCUAGAUGAGAAACACUCUUUCAAGUUUGAUGAUGAGGAUGAUGGAGUCUGGGACAAUCAAGUUGCAGACAGUGGACUUUAUGAUGACGAUAACAUGACCCAUGUCAGCCAGCCAUAUAGCUACACUAAAGAACAAACCAUGUUUACAGACACUCAUCUUUAAUCUCUGAUGACCUCUUAGAAUACCAGGUCAUUUUACAAGGUCAUUUUUAUAAUAUUAAUGUUUGUGCAUGUUUUUUUUAAGAUUUUGAAAAAAUAAUGUUUGCUGUUCAGAUAUAUAGCAUGCAUUUUUUGUUAUUGAGCUGAUUAAGGUUGUGCUGUAGUGAUGAUUGAAAUCAUAUCAAUAGUAUUUUUUUUCCUGAUUUUCUAUUGGACAAAUAAUUUCAUUUAAUGAUUUAAUGUUUAAACAAAUAAUGUCUCAAAUUGUUGUGUGUUAAUAAUUGUAAGAUUGUAUACGGUAUUUUGUUUGUAAUUGACUUUUCAUAUUUAUGAAACAGAUAUGAAAGUUCAGUGGUCUAAUGAUUAAGACACCAGGCUAGUUAUCUGUCAUUCCUGAUACAGGUAUAAACAGCAUCGGGAUAUGAAUGUUGUUUUCAGUUGCUGUUGAUAAGGAUCUGACAGUGGUCAUACAUUUUUAUUAUGUCUGUUACUUUAAGGAGCUAUAUUAAAGUGAAAUCAAUCCAUCCAAACCUGUAAUAUAAGAUGUUCAACUUGAAUUAAUUUUUAGAUAUUUUUAUUCUUUAAUAAUUAUUACUAUUUAAUAUAAAAAAAAAAGUUUUCUAUCUUUCUUGAUUGUGUCAUUCCAUAUCCCAUCACCUUGAUGUAGAUACGUACCAGAUUUUUUUUUUUAAAUGAAUAAACAAUUAAGAACAAUUCAAUUUUAUUAGAGCUUUACGUCAGUUUUUUGUAAUCAAAUUUUAUAUUCCAAACAAUUUAUCUGCAAUAAUUUUAAAUCUGUUGAUUUAAAGACCGUCCAACCAAUGUAUUGUACUUUAAAAUUACCUUGUUUUUGCAAGAUUCCAUCCAACAAAGUUAGUAUUUGAAUAGAAGUCCGUCCUCUUUGUCAUUGUUACCAUUUCUACUUACGAGUGAAUAUUCUUCAAAAAUUUUACAGAAGUAUUUAACACAAAUUUUCAUAAUUAGACAGUAUGUAUAGCAUAUACAUACUUAUUUUCUAUAAUGAAUAUUAAAUAUUUACUGUAAUACUAAAAUCAUGUUACUAUUGUUAAGAUUUUUCAAUAAAGGACAAUGGUUCUGUCUAUGUACUUCAUUUAAUUUUUUAAGUAAUUCAUAUUUUCAUAAAAUAUUUUCUGAAAAUAUACAAAUUAAUAUUGAAUAGUACUAAAAUCAUGUUAUGUCAAUUAAAAAAUUUUCAAUAAAGGGCAAUUGAUUCUAUGUACUGUACUUCAUUUAAUUUUCUGAGUUAUUUAAUUCAUAUUUUCUGAAAAUAAUACAUGAAUACACUAUUGAAUAGUACUAAAAUCAUGUUACUACUGUGAAAUUUUCAAUAAGGAAUAAGGUUCUAUUUAUGUACCUUGUUCAAUGGAUUGUUAUUUACAAUCAAUAUUUUAUAUCAUUGUCAUUUUUGGCUAAACUUCUUACGUAAGAAUGACUGAAGUAAAAUACCACAGUAAUGUGGGUUGUUUUCUUUUUGUAAAUACAUUUACAUGUGUGUUUCUAUGAGCAACUGUAUAAUAUUUUUGAGGAGUCAUAAAAAUAAAUAUUUCUGACUGAACUGAAA